Diceros bicornis minor is the source of this 2926-nucleotide messenger RNA. RefSeq names its product switching B cell complex subunit SWAP70 (gene SWAP70). The record is from RefSeq and is a predicted model, not a curated record. The coding region runs from base 33 to 1790 and encodes 585 amino acids. The transcript has 12 exons. Gene Ontology annotation, cellular component: nucleus; cytoplasm. NCBI's taxonomy places the organism in Eukaryota, Metazoa, Chordata, Mammalia, Perissodactyla, Rhinocerotidae.
GGCGGGGCAGGCGGCGCAGCGGGGCCGCGGCCAUGGGGGGCUUGAAGGACCAGCUGCUCAAGGCCAUCUGGCACGCCUUCACCGCGCUCGACCUGGACCACAGCGGCAAGGUCUCCAAGUCCCAGCUCAAGGUCCUUUCCCAUAACCUGUGCACAGUGCUGAAGGUUCCACAUGACCCUGUUGCCCUUGAGGAGCACUUCAGGGAUGAUGAUGAGGGGCCCGUCUCCAAUCAGGGCUACAUGCCGUAUUUAAACAAGUUCAUUUUGGAAAAGGUCCAAGACAACUUUGACAAGAUUGAGUUCAAUAGGAUGUGUUGGACCCUCUGUGUCAAAAAAAACCUCACAAAGAGUCCGCUGCUCAUUACGGAAGAAGAUGCAUUUAAAGUAUGGGUUAUUUUCAACUUUUUAUCUGAGGACAAGUAUCCAUUAAUUAUUGUGCCAGAAGAGAUUGAAUACCUGCUUAAGAAACUUACAGAAGCUAUGGGAGGAGGUUGGCAGCAAGAACAAUUUGAACAUUAUAAAAUCAACUUUGAUGACAGUAAAGAUGGCCUUUCUGCAUGGGAACUGAUUGAGCUUGUUGGAAAUGGACAGUUUAGCAAAGGCAUGGAUCGGCAGACAGUGUCUAUGGCAAUUAAUGAAGUCUUUAAUGAGCUUAUACUAGAUGUGUUGAAACAGGGUUACAUGAUGAAAAAAGGCCAUAAACGGAAAAACUGGACUGAACGCUGGUUUGUACUAAAACCUAACAUAAUUUCUUAUUAUGUGGGUGAGGAUCUGAAAGAUAAGAAAGGAGAUAUUCUCUUGGAUGAAAACUGCUGUGUAGAGUCCCUACCUGACAAAGAUGGAAAGAAAUGCCUUUUUCUUAUAAAAUGUUUUGAUAAGACCUUUGAAAUCAGUGCUUCGGAUAAGAAGAAGAAACAGGAGUGGAUUCAGGCCAUUCAUUCUACCAUCCACCUGUUGAAGUUGGGCAGCCCCCCACCACACAAAGAAGCCCGCCUACGUCGGAAAGAACUCCGGAAGAAGCUGCUGGCUGAGCAGGAGGAGCUGGAACGACAGAUGAAGGAGCUCCAGGCUGCCAACGAAAACAAGCAGCAGGAGCUGGAGACCGUGAGGAAGAAACUGGAAGAAGCAGCAUCUCGGGCAGCAGAAGAGGAAAAGAAACGCCUUCAGACUCAAGUGGAACUACAGGCCAGGUUCAACACCGAGCUGGAGCGAGAGAAGCUUAUCAGACAGCAGAUGGAAGAACAGGUUGCCCAAAAGUCCUCUGAACUGGAACAGUACUUGCAGCGAGUACGGGAGCUGGAAGACAUGUACCUAAAGCUGCAGGAGGCUCUUGAGGAUGAGAGACAGGCCCGGCAAGACGAAGAGACUGUGCGGAAGCUUCAGGCCAGGUUGUUGGAGGAAGAGUCUUCCAAGAGGGCUGAGCUGGAGAAGUGGCACUUGGAGCAGCAGCAGGCCAUUCAGACGACCGAAGCGGAGAAGCAGGAGUUGGAGAAUCAGCGCGUUAUGAAAGAACGGGCCCUUCAGGAAGCCAUGGAGCAGCUGCAGCAGCUCGAGUUAGAGCGGAAGCAAGCGCUUGAGCAGUAUGAGGGAGUUAAAAAGAAGCUGGAGAUGGCGACUAAUAAGACCAAGAGCUGGAAGGACAAGGUGGCCCAGCAUGAAGGAUUAAUUCGAUUGAUAGAACCAGGUUCAAAAAAGCCUCACCUGAUCACUAACUGGGGCCCUGCGGCCUUCACUGAGGCAGAGCUGGAAGAGAGAGAGAAGACCUGGAAAGGAAAAAAGACCACGGAGUGAGCCUGAGCGAGCGCAGAGAGCUCGUGUCAGUUAUGUCGAUUCCAAGCGUAGCUGGAAAGCUCUCUGCUCAAGACACACGGACCUGGCUUGGCUGUUUCUCACUCCUCUGCCUUCAGCCCUCCUGCUGGGUCAGUGUCCUAAGGAAGGCUUCUUACUGAUCGUCCUGCAGAUAAGGGCUAACCUGAAAAGGAAAAAAAGGCAACAUUGUCAAGCUCUUUAUUUACUCUUUCUUUGAAAACUUCAGCUUCUGAAAAUUCCCUUUUAGCCUCUCAGAUUCUUGUCAGAAGGCGCGGCGUGCAAACAGUGCAGUGGGCACUGUUGUCUGCAGCGUUAGGAGGGGGCGGGAGGCGCUCAGGAUCACCGGCCGUCAGAACCUCCGUGGACGGACGCGUCAGUUGUUUCCUUGGGCAGCAUGGUUCCUUCUCGGGGUAUGUUUCUGAACUAGGUUGGCCCGUCUGCUUGCCGGUGCCUGUCAGCUGACAUCGCAGGCCUCUGACCCCUGCUGCUCUGAUGGAGAAGUCAUUGGCACACGUGGACCUGCCUUGAUUAAGCGGUUACGGUCCACGUGUGCGGUUGUGCAGAAGGUUUCUAGUUAACAGUGUUACUGAUUCAUAUCCCGGCUUCAGCAGCAAUGUCUCGGAGGCAGAAAUCCCUUUAAACAAUGCUUUGGCUAAGAUAGAUCCUUGUGAAUCAAAGACAGCACAGAGACGCACAAAGUAAAUCCCGUUGGAAUGACAUUUUGCUACUAACUGAAUUCCUCCUCAUAUUUAAAAGGGUUUCAGCUGUCAAAGUGCUGACAGACCCCUGGGUUUUCCUUUUGUAGUUACUGUACAGAGAAUUUCAGGAGUGUGUGAAUGCUUGUCAUAAUCAGGCCUUUUCCUUAAUAAAUAGAGAUAUGAUCAUUUAUAGGAAUUAUACAUGAAAAAAGUUUUAAAAAUGUAUUUUUGUGAUGUGCUACGUUGAGAGGGAACAAAAUAUUUAUGAUUUUAAAACAUUCUUACCUAAAUAUUGUACAAUGUAAUAUGCUGAACUUUCUUAAAUUUUUGCUAAUUUUCUAAGAUAUAUUAAAAAUGUUUUGUAUUUUUUUUUUUUAGUAAAAUGAACUCAGUAAGAAAAUAAAAAAUACCAGAAAAACA